This is a messenger RNA of Cydia splendana, 3436 nucleotides long. RefSeq lists its product as uncharacterized. Gene Ontology annotation, biological process: regulation of DNA-templated transcription. Gene Ontology annotation, molecular function: protein binding. The transcript has 10 exons. NCBI's taxonomy places the organism in Eukaryota, Metazoa, Arthropoda, Insecta, Lepidoptera, Tortricidae. Bases 26 to 1516 code for a protein of 496 amino acids. The record is from RefSeq and is a predicted model, not a curated record.
UUUUUCGUAUCUUGUGUUUUGGAAGAUGGAUUUGAAGAAUCACAGUCUUUUGAAGUUUGUAAGGAGGAAAAGUGUACUGUCGAGGGCCACAUCUAUAUCCUCCCCUAGCCUUGGUCCUUUCGAGGCGGUGACGGGGGGCGAAAUGGUAUCCCGGCGGCGUAUCCUGUCGCGUUCGCGCGACGACCUCACACAGGCCAUCUCCAACCAGAUAGAGGAGGAAGAAGACGUGUGGUACCAGAAGGACAAACUUUAUAAGGAACACAUACAGGAAGUGCUAGACAAAUGGACCCAGAUCGACGACGAGAUCUGGGCGAAGGUGAUAGUGUUCGAGCGCAAUCGGCGCGUGGCUAAGGCUUAUGCGCGCGCGCCGGUGCUGACCAUCAACGGGUCGGACGACGGCUUUGAUGGGAUGAGAAUCGGCCUUUGCGGGUUCGACAAUCCUCACAGAGACCAGAAGACGGAAGAAUUAAAAAGACAUAUAGGACAGGGAGUAAAAAUCAAAAUGGACGACGCGGGUAACAUACUCAUCAGACGCUAUUCGAAGAGUAGUGUGUUCGUGAAGAGUACUGCGGCCACCACCAACGAGGAGACUGCCAUUGGCCAGGAUAUAAUCAAGCUGCCGGGGUAUGCGCUUGAACAGGAGAAGAUAUUCAAGCUAUUCGACAUGAAGAGAUUCCAAUCGAACGUGAAUCGGGAGCUGCGUCGCUCCUAUCCGGACCGUCGACGGCUUGAAACACAGUGUCUCAGCGCCAUCGGCUUCGUCAAGUCUGAGAGCGACUUACUGGAGUGCCCUAUCUGGGUGCUUAUCAUCAAUGUCGUGGCUAUGGAUAUGCUGAAAUCUAAGCUGCCACCAGUCCAACGCCCCAUGGACAUCAAGAACCGUCCACGCAUCCCGAUCCCCGACGAGGACCCCUACAGCAUCGCCAGCUCCAACGCCAACUCCGGGUCCUCAGGGAGCUCGGGCUACGGGCUGAACGGCCACGGCGUGGUGGCGGCCACCAGGGAACAGCUGAUGAUGCAGAUGGGACAGAGAAGGGGGGACAAGCCCCCGAAACUGCCGCCGAGGGAGAAUGGAUACGGGCCUGCUGAUAUUCCCAAGCCCGAUUACGAUGACAUAGAGGACGGCCGCCUGCCGCAGCUCGCUCGCGGCAAGUCCGACAAGGGGAAAGACAACAAAAAAUACGAUGACCCGUACUACUGCGGCCUGCGCGCCCGCGUGCCGAACUUCGUUAAAACCAACGCCAAGCACAUCCUCCCAGCCAUGACCGAGCGCCUCACACUCAAAGACGCCCCAGUCCCAAGCAAGCGCUUCAGCGUAGCCCAUGCGCACCCCGCCUUCCCGCCGCAUAUGGCCCCGUUCGCUCAUGCCCCCAUGCCACCCCAAGCUCUAUGGCAUGCCCGUUCUUACGAAAGCGGAAUCGGUGCGUACGGUCCGAGGAAAGAGAAACUCAUGUACCAAUUCUAUCCCGACAGGGAGCGCCGGCUGCGACCGCUCGUCAUCCAACAACCCCGCUAGUGUACAUAAUGACUAACCCGCACUUUGAAGGCUCUUCGCUCCAAUCUUGAUGGAGAGCAUUAUGACCCUUAUGCGCUGUACGGCCGUCUGCCCAUGCCUGGCCGCGGCUUCCCUCCCCCUCCGCCGGCGCACGCGCGUCACAUGUUCAUCGGAGAGUGGGACUAAAAUGCACUUUAACCCCUACACAGUAGAGACAUAUUAGCUUGUAUUUAUAGUUUAUGUGGCAAUUGUUGUAUAAAACAUAAUUUAGCCGAAUAAACUAUAGCCACCUGAUUGUUAGUCGAUUAAUAAUGUAACUGUAAGGAGUAGGUAUUGUCACAUUGAUGUAGUUGAAGGAUAUGUGUGGCAAAUAUAAGUUUUUAUAUUUAUUUUGUGGAUAGGAAUGCUUUAUAUCAAUGUGACUGUAUCUUUGAUGUGGAUCUAGAUGAACGUUUUUUUUGUAAAUAUUUACUUUGUUGUAUAUUUGUUUGUACAGUAGCGUAAUCUGUAUUUUAGAUUUUUUGUAUUCUGUUGCGUUUUUUGUUUGGACAAAUAUGCGUCCAUGGCUUUAGUUAUGUUUAUACAUUUUGAAAUUUUUUAUUCGAUUUUAUGUAUUAUCCAUUUUGGAAAUAAGCUAGAAUGUAUCUAGAGUAAUAGUUAACAAGUAGAUGUUGACAGAAUAUUUUCUGAUACAUUUAAUUUAAACUACCUAGUUACUAAAAUAAUGUAACAAAUCACUGCCACUUGAUUUUACAUUUCUAUAUUAUCUUAUGAAAUGUUUUAUAUUUAUUAAUUAGGUGUCAAUCCUAGUCAAAAACUGGGUUGGGAAAAAUGAAAAUGAACACAGGCGAAACAUAUGAAACAUGGUGUUUUUCAAUAUUAUGACUAAACUAAGGGCACUAAUGCAUAUAUUAUAAUAACUUGAAAAGUUUACCGUAAAUCGAGGUUACAAAAUAGUCCAUACGCAAGUGAUAAUUACCAAUUAUACCUAUAAAUACAUAACUUAUGCCCAAACGGGAAAACAUUAUUUUUUUCUAAUUUACUGUAUAAACAUGAAACUCUCCCCACAAAAUGCAAAGUAACCCCGGUCUACAGUACCUACUAUUUCGUUUAAAUAAUUUUGUAUUGUCUUUUGUAAAUAAUUUUCUUAUAAUAUUUCAGUUAGCAAUAAUAUUCCGUACUUAAAUAUUAUUUUAACACCCUUAUACGUUCUCCGAGUUUUCUUAAGUUUUCGCCAAUACUCAAUAUAAUCUUAUAUUAAAUACCAACUUAGUUUUACGUAUUGAAUUACUCGUUCGAUAUAAUUUAUUGUAAGUUUUAAGCAGUGUAUGGUUGGUUAUGUUUUAAACUAUUGUUAGAAAGAAGAAAGAGCGCGUACCUAGACAAUGUAAAUCCUACCUUAUGGAACAUAAUUUUAAAUUGGUAAGUAAGCAUUAUUGUGUUCAAUGAAACAUAAAAAUUGCAGUCAGCGCCUGGACUAUACUGACAUCCUAAAACCAGACGUUUUCAUUAUGAUGUUGCUCUGGCGCUUAAAAUUACUGUAGAUUAAGUUUUCAUAAUUUUGUAUCCAAUAUUUUAAGAUAAUAUUAGAAAGUUUAAAACUGGCUAUAUGUACGUUUCGUAUAAAAAAUCUAUUUGUACAUUGUAUUUAGACCGUAUAGCUAUUUUAAACUGACAUUUGUACAUUGAAAAUAAAAGUUGCAGGUGCUACUCUGGUUACCAUUUUGUAUCUUAUGUAUUAUUGUAGAUAAUUAAAUAAAGAUACUCCUUCUGAUAUGUCACAAAAGACGAAUGCAUUUUUCCCGCGUACGAUAGAUGGAAAUGUUUAACAAACUCGAAUUUGUAGUAUAAUAAUAUCAACAUCCGAAUUAUAUAAUGUUAAAGAGGGUGUUGGUUUGAGUAACCUACUUAUGUAUCGAUAAAUAAACAAUUAUUUUUAAA